This is a messenger RNA of Lycium ferocissimum, 1648 nucleotides long. RefSeq names its product glycine-rich cell wall structural protein 1-like. Bases 368 to 1426 code for a protein of 352 amino acids. NCBI's taxonomy places the organism in Eukaryota, Viridiplantae, Streptophyta, Magnoliopsida, Solanales, Solanaceae. The record is from RefSeq and is a predicted model, not a curated record. The transcript has a single exon.
GUUAAAAAUAAUUGGAAUUGGACCGAACCAAGAUCCUUUUGUUGGGGGGAAUUUCUAGUACUAGCAGAUGCAAAAACUAAUGACAAUACCAGUGAUAUUCUUUUAACAAUUAAAUAUCGAAGUUUUUAAGUGCCUGGCUAGCUAGUUAGUGGCCUGUCAAUUCAAUGUUGACCUUUUUUCUUUUUAAAAUUCCAAGACAUGCAUCUUUCAACAUAGUUGUGGCAUGACCAAAUGAUUGCACGAAUAAUAUGCCUAUAAAUAGAGGAGGCAUUUUGCACAAAGAAGAACCAAGAAGUGGGAGCUCAACCUAGUCAAUAGACUGACUACUCAAUACUGAGCUUACACUUAUUGUUAUUUGAUCAAGAGCAUGGCUAAUUUUAGUAGUUCUUUGUGUGUGGCUCUUCUUGUACUAAGCAUUGUUAUGGAAUGCAUGGAGGAGGGACGUGGGGAGGAUGGAGAUGAUUAUUGCAACUAUGGUGGUUGGCGUGGCUGCAAAAGCUUUUAUAAUCGUGUAGGAGGAGGAGGCGGUGGUGGUGGCAGUGGUGGUGGAGGAGGAGGAAGUGGUAAUGGAGGUUCGGGACACGGAGAAGGUCAUGGUGCAGGGGCAGGUGUUGGUGUGGGAGGUGGUGGAGGUGGAGGAGGCCAUGGUGGUGGUGGUGGGAAUGGAGCUGUUGGUUCUGGUCAUGGUGAAGGAUUUGGAGCUGGAGCUGGAGUUGGUACAGAAGGUGGUGGUGGAGGGUCUGGAGGUGGAGGUGUUAGUGGUGUAGAUGGAGGGUAUGGUCAUGGUAGUGGUUUUGGAGCAGGUGCAGGUUUUGGAACUUUUGGUGGACGUAAAGGUGGUGGCGGUUUUGCAGGGGGAGGUGGAGGAGGUGGUGGUGGUGGAGGUGGUGAGGGUGGUUCUGCAGGAGGAUCAGGUCAUGGUAGUGGCUUUGGUGCUGGAGUUGGUGGGGGAGUCAGUGGGGCAGGUGGAGGUGGUGGUGGUGGUGGUGGCGGAGGCGGUGGCACCAACGGUGGGUAUGGCCAUGGAAGUGGUUUCGGAAUGGGUGUAGGUUUUGGUGGAAAUGGAGGUGGUGGUGGUGGAGGGGGAGGAGGAGGUGGAGGUGGAGGUGGUGGCAGCAAUGGCGCUGGUGGAGGUUCUGGCCACGGAAGUGGUUUUGGAGCAGGUGGUGGUGCUGGUGGUGGCGGUGGUGGAGGAGGUGGAGAAGGAGGAGGAGGAGGAGGAGGUAGAAACACUAGUGAUGACAAUGGUGUGGGUGAAGGAUAUGGGCAUGGAGAAGGCAGUGGCUAUGGUGGCAAUAGUAAUAAUGGUGGUAUUGGAAUGGGAUUUGGUAUGGGCAUGGGAUUUGGCUUUGGCAUUGGAACAGCUACAAGUGCAAAUUCUAGUCCUGUUGAUGAAGCUAGCAAGAUUGGUGACAAACAACCCUAAAGUCUCAGUACCAACUUUGCUCAAAAGCUAAAUGGUCAACCAAUCAUUUUCCAUGCAAAUUGUACUUGUUUUUUCCUGUGCUAGUAUAAAGAGAAUAAUUCGGAUAAGGUCACUGAAAGAGAGAGAGAGAGAGAGAGAGAGAGAGAGAUUCAUGAGUGACAUUUGUAUUGUACAAUGCCACAGUGAGCAGAAGUGAUAUAUUUGUAUUAGUUGUUUGCCAUU